CCAAAUGUAGGUUCCACAACACAUUCUGCUGCGUCUCCAGUGGAAUGUAUUUAUGAGUUGCUAAGCGAUGCAACUUCUGGAGAUUCGUCACCAUGUGGCCCACCAAAGGAAGUCAGUCGUCCAAUUACAAAACAAUCUGAAAAAACAAUAACACAGAGUGAGUCACCACUUGCCAGUGUGGGUAACAGAAGGAAACCCCCAUUUCCAUUAAAACCGGUGCCAAAACGACCACCUGACUUACCACUGACAUCAUCCACACAUGAGAAACCUGUCAUACCUAACAGGCCUGGUAAACCGAUCAAGCCAACUGACCUUCAAAUAAAGGGGAGAACAGACUUGCCGUUACAUCCAGCACCAAAUCCACCUGUUAUGUUAAAAGAUCAGAACAAGAGAAACUCUCAUCCGUUGAAUAACAACAUUGAGAAUGGCAAAAUGAAGGUUGUCAGUACGUAUGUGGAAAUGAAAGCUAUAACCCCAAGCAGUCCAACAGAAUACGAUCAGCCUCCCACUCCUGAUCACCCACCGCCUUCAGCGAAUGCUGCCUCGCUUGAGAUCCAUAGUAAAUUCCAUGCACAGUUGCUUCCUGGAAUGAGUUCCGAGGCUGAUUCACCCAGGAACUCAACUGCUACAGAUAUCACCGAAUCUUCAGACGCAACUUCAACUGCCUCAGAUUCUGAGGCAGAGGCUAUUUUUGAUCCUGUUUCCACAGUUACAUCAACAAUUUCAUCAACUAACGAUGGGCAAGUGAGCAAUCCACACUUGUCCACAAUCUCUGAGGGGACAGAGGUAUCCAUGGUUACAAGUAGAUCAGAUGAGAAAAAAGAAUUGGUCAUUAUUGAGUCAGCAGAGGUGAUCGCUGAAGCAUCAAGUGGAUUUUCUGAUAAAUCUAGUGAUGCUAUGUCUGUGUCUACGGAUAGUAGCAGUGAAGUAGAGAUUCUCAGACCAGAUGGUGCUGAUCCAUUUGCAGGUUUGGUUUAUGGAUCCAACCGCAAUCGAAGCUCCCCACAGCCUGUGAACUUUGACCUAUCACCCAUGGCAUCCCCAGAGAAGAUUCUAAGUCCAGUUGAGCUGAGCCAGGAUUGGCAGUCCACCGAAUCACUAGAAUCACCUGAUUUUGAUCAGAUACUACAAAAAGCUGCAGAAGCUGAAGAAACUAAAGUGACCACGACAACAGGCAAGUCGUCUGAAAGUGGACGAGAAGAUUCAACAUUUCUUGAUGAGAAUAAAGAGUGGCAACAGGUGUCUGAUAUACUGUCUUCCAUUGGUGCCGCUAUGGUCAGAGAAUCAGUCUAUAGCAGAGAUUUGGAGGAUAAAUUUGAGAAAAUGAUGGCAGCCUCGGUGAAACCAGAAAACGUUGCUCAAUGGUUGGACAAGUUGGGCCUCCUACAGUACGAAAAUACAUUCCUAGCCAAUGGUUUUGAUGAUUUAAACUUUCUAAGUGGUUCUAUUCUAGAAGAACAAGACCUAAUAGACAUGGAAGUGCAAGAGAAGAGUCAUCGACAACUCGUACUGGAAACAGCUAAACUUUUACCUAAUUUCAAGCCAAUUGAGGAGAGUACUAUGCCCUCUAGUGUUGAUGAAUGGUUGAAUAAUUUACACUUAUCAGACUACACUGAUCGAUUUCAUAAGAUGGGAUUUUCGACGAUGGAAAGAGUUCGUCAUAUAUGGGAAGUGGAGCUCGCUAAUGUACUGCAGAUAAACACAUUGGGUCAUCGAAAAAGAAUUCUUGCCUCACUCAGCGUAAUAUCAUCAAAACGACGGGAAAGCAUUACUACAAAGAAGGUUUUCCGACCAUUGUCAUUUACAUCAUCCAAAAACUUUGAAGUAGAUUGGGACCUCAGUCCGCUGGCAGAAAAUAAUGCUGCAGGGAAUGACAGUGAAGAUAAAAGUUCCCAGGAAUCCUCUUCGCUUGAAAACAUCAAUCUAUUUAAAGAUUAUUCCAAGGUUAAACCAUCAAACACACAACACUUAUCAACCAAGUCUAGUUCUCCACAAGGUCCUAGCAAAGGACCACCAGUGCCUUCCAGAUAUUCUUCCAGGCAAAGUAAACCCAGUGGUAUGAGAACGUCCAAUUGGAUCCGUUGGCCAAUGCACCUUUUACGCUGGACCCUGUUAGAUUGUGAUACUCUAAAAGACCACAUAGACUUGACUGCUAUUGAUGCAUGUUCUUAUCUUGGUUCUCAACUUAUUAAAGAACUGAAGGGAACAGAAUCAACCAGAGAAGCCUGUGCCAAACUGAGGAAAUCCACUAGAAAUAUUGAAAAAAUUCCGUCUAUUACACUCUCCAUUAACUACAAAGGUGUCAAGUUUAUUGAUGCCCAAACAAAUGUGGUGAUCACUGAGCAUGCUAUACGCAAUAUAUCCUGUGCAGCUCAAGAUCCUGAUGACUUGAAAGUGUUUGCUUACAUCACCAGAGAUGACAGAGUAAAGAAGGAAUAUUGCCACGUCUUCAGUGUCAAGAGUAAUGAGCUUGGUGCUGAGGUGAUUUUAACUCUCGGGCAAUGUUUUGAAGUUGCGUAUCAGAAGUUGAUGAAAGAAAAAUCUGGAGAUUUAAAUCCACUCUACAAAUCUAAUGACAUCAAUCCGUUAUAUAGUCCACAAACGAUGUGAAUUCCGGAGUGCCAAAUGAACAUUUCAUGCAUCAAUUGAAUGUAGAUUAGUUUUGUUUAUAUGUUCUAUGCACAAAGAAGAAAUCAUCUUCCUGUAAAUUGUUGAAAAGGAACUCUUCCAACUUUUAACUGUAAAUAAUCUUGCCAAAUGUGUGUAUGCAAAUUAGGCAGCAUGAUCAAGAUUGGGUUAACCAGAAUGCACUUGAUUUUAUCAGGUGUAUGUGCACACAGCCAAAAUCUAUCGAUUGGGGUACUUUAUUGGCCUGAAGAUAGUUCAUCGUAGUGGGCUCGAUGAAUAUACAUUAAGUUUGGCCUAUAAUGCCAUGUGUUACGGCAUGUUAUUGCAUAGCAACAAGAACAUGCGAGGAACGAAAAUAAUGUUCAUAACUAAAUUCUUCACUACCAAAUAAUAAUUAUUGUAAUUAUGGAAGCUUGACUGCAUAAUCCAGCUAGUUCUUAUAGUUAUAUUAACCCAUAUCAAGUCACAAAUAUUCAGUCGUACUUGAUAGACAGUAUAAC
This is a messenger RNA of Saccoglossus kowalevskii, 3128 nucleotides long. RefSeq lists its product as uncharacterized. The record is from RefSeq and is a predicted model, not a curated record. Gene Ontology annotation, cellular component: cytosol. Gene Ontology annotation, molecular function: protein binding. NCBI's taxonomy places the organism in Eukaryota, Metazoa, Hemichordata, Enteropneusta, Harrimaniidae.